ACGAAGAAGAAUAAUAAUAAUACUUACAGUCCCACAGGUGGCGCUGUGACUCGAACAGAACUGUGCGUCUCAUUCUACUGUAUUUGUGCUGUUGCUUUUUAAUGCUGACUGCUGGAGAGUGUUGGUAAUUAUCUGGUGGCUAAGUGACAUUUCAGGGCAUAUUGGAGUUGUGAUCAACACCAAUCAUCAUGAGUAAUACUACCCAGAGGAAAAGACGAACAGCAUCUUCCACUGCAUGUUCCCACCGUGUCAGCAGAAAGAGAAACCGGACCCAGGUGUCUCAGAUAGCAAUGGAGACUAUUGAUGUGCUGGAAAGUGACAGAACUAACAGUGAAGAUGUGGUAGAUUUAACUUGUGAAGGGUCUGAACCUGCGGUUGUUGACCUCACCAAUAAUGAUUCUAUUGUGGUUGUGGAAGAUGGUGUGCAAAGCAGACGUGGACAGGGCACAGAGAGUUACGUACUGAGCAGUGAUGAAGAGGAGGAGUCCAGUCUCAGACUUAGUCCGGGUUUACUGUCCUCUCUACAUGCCAGCUCACAGGCCAGGUCUACACCAGGUGCUGUUAGCUGUCCUGUUUGCAUGGAUGCUUAUUCAGAGAUCAUUGACAGUGGUCGGCUCAUGGUCUCCACAAAGUGCGGCCACCUUUUCUGCAGUCAGUGCAUCCGCGACUCUCUCAGCCGAGCUCACAGCUGCCCUACAUGUAGAAAGAAACUCACACAAAAACAAUAUCACCCAAUAUAUAUCUAAUGGUAAGACAAGCAACUUGCUGGGAUCAGCUGAAUGCAUCUCAAAAGUUCUGCAGUUUGUUCUCAUCAAACAACUGCACAGCUCCAUGUUUUCACUGGCUGUUUCGUAUAUUUUACACAUCGGUGCCGAGAUGAUAUUUGGCACAAAAAACAAAUAAAAAAAACAUUGUAUGAUUCUGUUGAAACUGAAAGGGCACUUAGUCUAGGAUUAAGUAUUUUUAAAUUGUGAAUACAAACACUGUUUUGAUGUUCAGGAAAAUUGGAAUAUACUGACAUGGAGUAGUCCGGGUUUGAGGUCUUGGCUGCUAUAAUAAUAAUAUAAUUUAGUUUUUUUGUCAUUUAACUCUGCCCAGUUUGUAGUAUUGAGUAAAAUGGUUAAAGUUAGGGUCCAGUUUGAAUGAAACACGAGUGACCAACCAUCACAGUAUCAUUUAGUGAUAUUAGUUUAGUCUUGAGAUCAAAUGGCUCACUGCUGUGGUGGUCUCUAUUCUUCUUUAGUAAAAUUUGUCAGUGAAAUUUGUGAGCUUUUAGUGAAUGGGGCGCACUGAUGAGGUCGCCCUCCCCCUGUACCUGCUCUCAUUUAUUCGUAUAGCCUUAGUACCAGCCUUGUUAGCUUUAACUGAUGGGAAUUAAUAUUUAGAUUCAUUAUUUGUCAUCAAAUGUAUUGCUGCAUUCGUAUUAAUUUUUGAAGGAACAAUGGAUGCUGGUCAAGACUGCGUAAAUGUCACUUUCAUCUCAGAAGCACUUUUAAACUGGUCAGAGGAUUCUUCCUGACCGUUUAGCAGUGGGUGACUAAAGCUAGCAAGGCUUGUUUGCCAACUUUACAUGUUAAAUGUUGAUAUUUGUAUAUAUUUUCAUGUAUAAAGGACCUGUAAGAGGUGUUAGUAUUGUAAAGACCAUAACAUUUAUUUCAAUAAACGUUUUGAUCACU
Megalobrama amblycephala (Wuchang bream) is the source of this 1676-nucleotide messenger RNA. It is a transcript of the gene rnf4, whose product is annotated as ring finger protein 4. The transcript is spliced from 8 exons. The record is from RefSeq and is a predicted model, not a curated record. Gene Ontology annotation, molecular function: transcription factor binding. Gene Ontology annotation, biological process: positive regulation of transcription by RNA polymerase II. NCBI's taxonomy places the organism in Eukaryota, Metazoa, Chordata, Actinopteri, Cypriniformes, Xenocyprididae. The coding region runs from base 189 to 746 and encodes 185 amino acids.